Messenger RNA from Lactuca sativa (garden lettuce), 2734 nucleotides. It is a transcript of the gene PHO1;H1, whose product is annotated as EXS (ERD1/XPR1/SYG1) family protein. Gene Ontology annotation, biological process: cellular response to phosphate starvation. Gene Ontology annotation, cellular component: membrane. The record is from RefSeq and is a predicted model, not a curated record. NCBI's taxonomy places the organism in Eukaryota, Viridiplantae, Streptophyta, Magnoliopsida, Asterales, Asteraceae.
AAUGUGAUCGUGGGUUUCCAUUAGACACUCUCAUCUCAUUUGAACUCACAGUGCUUAAAAAGAAGUACUCUCACUUAUCUGGGGAUAAGCUCUUUAACUAAGAGCUUAAAAAAAAAAGAUGGUGAAGUUCACUAAACAGUUUGAGGGUCAGCUAGUUCCUGAAUGGAAAGACGCCUUCGUUGAUUAUUGGCAACUCAAGAAAGACAUCAAGAAACUCAACUGUGAUUCCACUGCUCCUUCAUCAAAAUCUAAACAUAAAAGCUCUUUAAGCAACACCUUCUUUUCCGCAAUACAUAAGCUUUCCUUAUUUGGAAAUCAGUGCAGAACACAUGAAGUCAUUCACGUUCAUAGUAAGCUUCAAUCGACAAACAGUAAGGGAGUUCUAUACCAAACAGAAUUGUUAGAGAAGUUUGCUGAUACCGAAGCUGCUAGUGAAUUCUUCGCACUUUUGGAUCUUCAACUUAACAAAGUUAAUGAAUUCUAUAGAAGGAAAGAGAAGGAGUUCCUCGAUCGAGGGGAGUGUCUUGAGAAACAAUUAAAUAUUCUGAUUGAUCUGAAAAAUGCGAUAAAAGAUCAGCACAAAAAUAAAGCUACUUCAUCCCACCAUGACUCCAAGGAUGAAGACUCGAUAUCUGGCUCCAUUUCAUGUGAUGAAGAAUCCAGUAGGGGUAUUAUAGAACAUGAUUUGCAGGAAGAGGAAAAGAUUGCAGAAGAACAUGAUGUUAAUGGUGUUGAAUGUGAGGAUUCACCAAGAUCAGAAGAAGAUGGGAAAGUGACAAGAUCUAUACAGGAGGAGGAACAGAGUCUAUCUGGUUAUAUUAUCAAUAGCCAAGGAAAAAAGUUGAAAAUUCGCAUUCCUCUAACUAAUCCUACACGAACAUUCUCCUACCUUCUUUGGGAAGAUUCCAUCAAUCAGUCGUCAAGAAAACACAAUGCUCAUGGAAAAAAGCUUCAUGUCAACAAAACGAAAGUCCAUCAUGCUGAAAAAAUGAUUCGAGGAGCUCUAAUUGAGCUUUAUAAAGGAUUGGGCUAUCUCCAAACUUACAGGAAUUUGAACAUGCUUGCAUUUGCAAAGAUUUUAAAGAAAUUCGACAAAGUAACAAAUAAACAAGUUCUUCCCAUCUAUCUUAAAGUUGUCGAAAGCUCCUACUUCAACAGUUCGAACAAGAUUAUGAAGCUGGCAGACGAGGUAGAAGACAUUUUCGUGAAACAAUUUGCAGAAGAUGACCGAAGGAAGGCAAUGAAAUAUUUGAAACCGACUCAGCGCAAAGAGUCUCAUGCUGUCACCUUUUUCAUAGGGUUAUUUACAGGAUGCUUCAUUGCACUAUUCGUUGGAUAUGUCAUCAUGGCUCGUACCACUGGAACAUAUACACCACAAACUAAUACAAUCUACAUGGAAACUGUCUACCCUCUUCUUAGCAUGUUCAGCCUGUUGUUUUUGCACUUUUUCCUAUACGGAUGCAACAUUUUUAUGUGGAGAAAGACACGUAUCAAUUACAGCUUUAUCUUUGAGCUAUCACCAACACGAGAACUAAAAUAUAGAGAUAUCUUCUUGAUAUGUACAAUGUCGAUGGCAGUUGUAGUCGGUGUCCUGUUUGUUCAUCUUUCAUUGAUGGACAAAGGGUAUUCGUACUCUCAAGUUGAAUUAAUCCCAGGCCUUCUUUUACUGGUUUUUAUGGUAUUGCUUGUUUGUCCCAUCAACAUCCUUUACAAAUCAAGCCGUUUCCGACUUCUUAGUGUGUUAAGGAACAUCAUUUUAUCUCCUCUUUACAAGGUUGUCAUGCUGGAUUUCUUCAUGGCUGAUCAACUGUGUAGCCAGGUGCCGAUGCUCAGGAACCUUGAAUAUGUAUCCUGCUACUACAUAACUGGAAGUUACAAAACUCAAGACUAUGGAUAUUGUGUGCAAACGAAAAACUAUAGAGAUCUUGCUUAUGCCGUUUCAUUUUUGCCUUAUUACUGGAGAGCAAUGCAGUGUGCUCGAAGGUGGCUUGAUGAAGGCGACACAGGUCAUUUGAUAAAUCUGGGAAAAUACGUAUCUGCAAUGUUAGCUGCAGGAGUGAAACUUGCAUACGAAAAAGAAAAGAGUAUGGCAUGGUUAUGCAUGGUAGUGAUAAUGUCAAGUAUCGCAACUGUUUAUCAACUGUAUUGGGACUUUGUAAAAGAUUGGGGUUUGCUACAGAUGAACUCCAAGAACCCUUGGUUAAGAAACGAAUUGAUUCUUCGUAGGAAGUUCAUUUACUUCUUCUCUAUGGGACUGAAUCUUGUUCUGAGGUUGGCUUGGUUACAAACUGUCCUACAUUACAAAUUUGGGAGCAUUGAUUAUAGAUUAACAGGGCUUUUUUUAGCAGCCCUUGAAGUCAUUAGAAGAGGCCAGUGGAAUUUUUACAGGUUGGAGAAUGAGCAUCUUAAUAAUGCAGGCAAGUUUAGAGCAGUGAAAACAGUACCACUUCCAUUCCACGAAGUGGAUGAGGAAGGCUGAUGCAUGAUCGAUCAUAUAUUCAUAUGCAAAUUCUCUUCAUGAUGAUCAGUCGAUAUAUGUUAGAAUAUGAUUCGUCGACCAAGUAACGAAUAGUUCACAUGGAAGAACCUCUAAUUAGCUUCACAAGUUGAUGCAAAUAGGAUUUUAAUUUGUUCUUCUUCAACUUUCUUGUUGUCAGUUUGUACAAAUAAUUCAUAUUUGUACACAAUUUUCUUCCUUCAUUUUAAUGGAACUCUAGUACUUUUUUUGGGUGUA